This is a messenger RNA of Oncorhynchus mykiss (rainbow trout), 2773 nucleotides long. RefSeq names its product serine/threonine-protein kinase tousled-like 1-B. Lineage: Eukaryota; Metazoa; Chordata; Actinopteri; Salmoniformes; Salmonidae. Gene Ontology annotation, biological process: chromosome segregation; peptidyl-serine phosphorylation; intracellular signal transduction. The record is from RefSeq and is a predicted model, not a curated record. Gene Ontology annotation, cellular component: nucleus. Gene Ontology annotation, molecular function: ATP binding; protein serine/threonine kinase activity.
GACAGCCGCUCGAUCGAUGCAAAGGUUACAUUUUAUCCUAGCAUGCUACUUCAAGACGCAUACGCACUGCAGAGCUUACUGAAAUAUAAGUGUUUACAAAAAAUGGUAAAAAUUAGAUUGAUUUCCGUGGCUAUGUAGCAGUUGCCUGAUGGUGGAUGCACUUUUGGGAUUUCGGAUUUGCACGGACGCCCGUGUGUCUGCUCUCUCACUAGUAAAGUGGCUUCAUGAGUGUCCAAAGUAACAGUGGAAGUGGUGGUGGAAGUUUGGAGGCGACGCCAUCUUGGUCGCAGCUAUCCUCGUCCCUAACGAUUUCUCAACAACACAUAACGGCCACCACCAAGACCAAGGAAGGCCCCAUGGAGGAGCUGCACAGCCUGGACCCUCGCAGGCAGGAGCUUCUGGAGGCCAGGUUCAUGGGUGCGGUCAGCGGCAACACCGUAGGAAGCAGCGCCAGCGGCGGGGCCAAGGGUCUGGCCAACGAGUGCUCCAACCACAGCUAUGGCAGUCUCGGCUCUUCCAGCGACAAAGAGUCAGAGAACUCUGAUAUGAAGAGGGGGAGUUCUCCUGCAUAUUCUACCCCUGAGAAGAAGCACUCUGAGUCGCCCAGAGGAAGGAAGAGGAAAGCUGACAUCCAAUCGGAGAACAGCCAGGGGAAGACUUCCACACGGGGGCCCAAGAUCAGUGACUACUUUGAUUUCCAGGGGGGGAGUGGCUCCAGUCCGGUGAGGGCUCUACCCCAGUUCCUCCGCUCACCACAGAACUCCCACCAAGGUGCUCACUCUGCACCUGGCUCUAACAUCAGACAGAACAGCUCCUCUCCUACCAGUCUGUGUUUCGGAGAUCACCUGAUGAACCACAAAGCCUCCUCCAGCAAGUGUGUUCAGACAGAGUUGACAGGUCUGAAACUGGCUGCUCUGGAGAGCAACAAGAGUCUGGACCUGGAGAAGAAAGAGGGACGCAUAGAUGACCUGCUUAGGGCCAACUGUGACCUGAGGAGACAGAUUGAUGAACAGCAGAAACUCCUGGAGAAAUACAAGGAGAGACUGAACAAAUGCAUCACAAUGAGCAAGAAACUACUCAUAGAGAAGAGCACCCAGGAGAAGCAGUCGUGCAGAGAGAAGAGCAUGCAGGACCGUCUCAGACUGGGUCACUUCACCACUGUACGACAUGGAGCCUCCUACACUGAACAGUGGACCGACGGAUACGCAUUCCAGAACCUUGUCAAGCAGCAGGAGGGUAUCAACCAGCAGAGAGAGGAGAUUGAGCGUCAGAGGAAGCUGCUAGCCAAAAGGAAGCCUCCCAACCCCUCCUCCUCCCCCUCCCUCUCCUUAGGAACCACCUCCGAACCCAAACAGCGCAAAGCCAAGGUUGUAAACGGCAAUGACCCCGACCCUUUCCUCAAACCCUCCCUGCCUCAGAUGUUGACUCUGGCUGAGUAUCAUGAGCAAGAGGAGAUCUUCAAGCUUCGCCUGGGACACCUGAAGAAGGAGGAGGCUGAGAUCCAGGCAGAGCUGGAGAGGUUGGAGAGGGUGAGGAACCUCCACAUCCGAGAGCUGAAGAGGAUCAACAAUGAGGACAGCUCAUCGUUUAAAGACCACCCCACUCUGAAUGAGAGGUACCUGCUGCUGUAUCUGCUAGGCAGAGGAGGCUUCAGUGAAGUCUAUAAGGCCUUUGACCUGUUUGAGCAGCGCUACGCAGCCGUUAAAAUCCACCAACUCAACAAGAACUGGAGAGAGGAGAAGAAGGAGAACUAUCACAAGCAUGCCUGUAGAGAAUACCGGAUACACAAACAGCUGGACCACCCCAGAAUAGUCAAACUCUACGACUACUUCUCCCUGGAUACAGACACGUUCUGUACGGUUCUAGAGUUCUGUGAGGGGAACGACUUGGACUUCUAUCUGAAACAGAACAAGCUGAUGUCAGAGAAGGAGGCGCGGUCUAUCGUCAUGCAGAUAGUCAAUGCCCUGCGAUACCUCAACGAGAUCAAACCCCCCAUCAUACACUACGACCUCAAACCAGGUAAUAUCUUGCUGGUGGAUGGGACUGCAUGUGGAGAGAUAAAGAUCACAGACUUUGGGCUGUCUAAGAUCAUGGAUGAUGACAACUAUGGUGUGGACGGCAUGGACCUCACCUCACAGGGAGCUGGCACAUACUGGUACCUUCCCCCAGAGUGUUUUGUAGUAGGCAAGGAGCCUCCUAAGAUCUCUAACAAAGUGGACGUCUGGUCGGUCGGGGUCAUCUUCUUCCAGUGCCUCUAUGGACGGAAGCCAUUUGGCCAUAACCAGUCUCAGCAGGACAUCCUUCAGGAGAACACCAUCCUCAAAGCCACCGAGGUCCAGUUCCCUGCCAAGCCCCAGGCCAGCACAGAGGCCAAGGCGUUUAUCCGGCGCUGUCUGGCCUACCGUAAGGAGGCUCGUUUCGACGUUCACCAGCUGGGCACUGACACGUACCUCCUCCCUCACAUGAGACGCACCAACUCCUCAGGCUCCCUUCAGCCCGCCUCCUCCUCAAUCUCCUCCUACUGAAUGGCUGAUGGACAUGACUGACAGGCCCAACGGUCAAUCCUAUAGCAGAACUGAUCCUAAUAUGGGAAAUGGAGUGGUGUUGGGUAUUCAGAAUCCCCCAGCCGCAGUGAAAGGGACGUGAAUUUGUUUGGCUGAAUAGAAUGGAUGACACGUGAGAUGGGGAAAGAGAAAGACAGAGUGGAGGUGGAGACAGUGCUAAUGUUUCCAAGUAGCUUUGCACUGUGUUCUGAUCCUGAAGGUGUACCUGC